Molecule: messenger RNA, 879 nt
Organism: Zychaea mexicana
Lineage: Eukaryota; Fungi; Mucoromycota; Mucoromycetes; Mucorales; Lichtheimiaceae
Exons: 3
Coding region: 108-617 (169 amino acids)
Source: RefSeq, a predicted model, not a curated record
UUUGUUUAUUUCGAUUUACCACAUUUUUUCGUUUGAAUUACGGAACAGCAAUCAUCACUAUAGACACUACUUUCUAACCGAACACCAGGAAUCAUUCAGAUCCUAUUAUGCCUUAUUCAGAAGCCCAGUCUUCUGUUUCUAUGGAUGUUGACCAAGACAGUGCUGACCUUAUCAAGCCUGACCAACUGGGUCCAGACACUGACCCACAAGUAGUUCGUACCUACUUAGAACAGCAAGUUCACCUGAAAGAGGCAUACCUACAAAGCCUGGUUACUUGCCCUGACCAACAAGCUUUCUUAGCCACUAAAAGCAACUAUGAAAACUGGAAAGAAAGGCUUAACACAAUGAAAUCUCUUUCCGACAAGACACUAGAUGAUGCCAAAGUUGCACAUUUAGUUCCCAAGAACUUACCUGUGUUCAACCUUCGAGGACACACCACGUUUGCCAAAGGGAAGUCAUAUGACUCACCUGAGCAGUUCUUCGAUGACUUUGCGUAUGUGCUAGAAGCACAUUCGAUCAAUGUCAAAAAUUACUGGAAGAGGUUGAUGCCACUGACUUAUAAUGCCACAAGACGUGCUUGGUUAGUUAAAACCAUGCAACGGCAUGACAUGAACUGAACCAAGCUUCGAGAAGAGUUUUGUCGUGCGUUUUCUUCUCUAUACCAAGUUUACUACCAAUGCUGACAACGAAGAGUUAGGAUAUGGUUUCUUAUCAUCUUUGAAUAAGAAGUACUGCCAAUGUGCGUGGAACGUUGCUGCAAACCACUUUGGUUUACAGUUUCCCAGUACACUGGACGCUGUUAUACAAGCAGUCUUGACUUUGGCUGAGGGCGAACCUGCAACUGCUUCAGACCAAGACUCUGAAGAAAAUGAAGAUUAC